Messenger RNA from Cimex lectularius (bed bug), 2479 nucleotides. RefSeq names its product nuclear transcription factor Y subunit alpha (gene Nf-YA). Gene Ontology annotation, cellular component: CCAAT-binding factor complex. Lineage: Eukaryota; Metazoa; Arthropoda; Insecta; Hemiptera; Cimicidae. Gene Ontology annotation, molecular function: RNA polymerase II cis-regulatory region sequence-specific DNA binding; DNA-binding transcription factor activity, RNA polymerase II-specific. The transcript is spliced from 11 exons. Gene Ontology annotation, biological process: regulation of transcription by RNA polymerase II. The record is from RefSeq and is a predicted model, not a curated record. The coding region runs from base 1232 to 2122 and encodes 296 amino acids.
AUAGUGAAAGAUAAGAUUAUUUUUAACCCUUUAUUUUGGAGUUUCAACACUUUGUUUUGUCCUGAUUCAUUAGAAGUUCAUUAUUUAAAUGCUUAUUUUCAAACUACAGCGAUGCUUUUAGAAUUUAAUUUAAAAAAAUGCAGAAUGUACAUAAAUAACAUUCGCUAUCAACGUUUAAGCUGAAAUAAGAACAUUAAAUUUAAAAAAAAAUUGUAAUGUAAUUUUAACCGUGGUUGAAGGUUGAACUGAAAAAUAAAUAAGGAAAACUUGUGUGUGUCCAAGUGUAGUAAAGAAGUAAACAACAGAAGAAAAAAAUUUAUGAAUAUUGUAGUGAAAAAAACAAUGCGCAGGUCGAUUCAGAAAACCCUCAUAAAGAAGAUGGAACAGGGAAACUUUAAAUAGGCAGAGUUGUGACGUUACGAUAAAGAAAAUCCCAUUGCUGAGUUAUGGUUUCAAUAUUCAUUGUUUUUCUACUUCAUUAACAUUUUCUUUGCUAUUCCUGGGUAUUGAGUCAUAAUAAAUUGGUUCUAAAGAAAGUUUGUCUUUUAAUCAAAGAGUAAACAAACUGGCCUACAUUAAACGCAUAAUUAUUUUUAAUUUUAUUGUUAUUUUGAGUUACAUUGUUGAUUCCUUAAAAUUUGGUGAUAGUGUAUUCCACUUUUGUUGACCUAAAUGACCAAUACAGUAGACUCUCGUGCAUAGAAGUUUCUAAACUUUACAGCAAAAAUAAGUCAUCCAUCCGGAAAAUAUUAAAAAACAGUGUGAAUAUUCAUUUUUGUGAUUCAACAUUUCCUCAGAUUUCAAAAUCAGUUAUUUAAGUUUACGAUAGUGUUGUGAUUCGAUGUUGAGGAUAGGUGCCUACGUGGUGAUCUUAUACUUGAUGGCAUAACUUGAUCAACCUCUGAACUUUUGAGAAAAAUAAUAUAAUUUAAAAAAAUAUAAUAAAAAAAUAAACAUCAGCUUUCUAAGAGUAAUGGAUAAAUGGUAAAAAAUUGACUCAAAUGUUAUCAAAAACAUCAUGUGUCAUGAACGAAAGACUUGACAGGAAGCAGUACUGUUAGUACAUGUCAAAACAUUUCUGUUUGGGAAAGCACAAGAGUUGGCGGGACAAGUGUUGCAGUUAAUAGGAAUUUGUUAAAACUAUCUAAUUCAACUACGUGGAAUGGAUAGUUUUUAUUCAGGUUUUUAUUCAGAACAAGUUGGUUUGAAAUAGAAAAAAAUUAGUGAUGCAAUGGAAAAUGUAUUGCAGACUGGGCAAGUUAUUCCAAGUGCCAACGGACAGCAAAUAAUUGUGCACCAAGUACCUCAAAAUGGCCAGGCAAUACAGCUUGCUGCUCCUGGUCAGCUUCAGGUGCUACCUUUACCUGCAAUUCAGGGUGCUAAUGGACAAUUAAUUGUUCAGCCAGCUCAUGCUCAAAUCCUUCAAACACCGGAUGGUCAGACAUACAUUUAUCAACCUGUACAGCUUGAAAAUCCUACUAUUGCCACUACGACACAACCUACAUUAAUCAGCGUCCAUGGCAAUCUAGUUCAAUUAACCAACUCACCAGCUGCAACUGUUUCUACUGCUGCUGCAGCCCCAGCAGCUGCAGCUCCAUCGGUUAGCCCUGUUCAACCAGCUCAAGUGCCUAGCACAUCUUCAAGUACUUCAAGUUCACCCCAAAAUGUAUUAAUGAUGGUUGGUGACCGCAACGGAAGCACAUCACAAUUCAGACUUCCAGUGAGCACUGCUGAAUUGCUAGAAGAGGAGCCUUUGUACGUAAACGCAAAACAGUAUAAGCGUAUUUUGAAAAGAAGACAGGCUAGGGCUAAACUGGAAGCUCAAGGGCGAAUACCAAAGUUAAGACAGAAAUAUCUUCAUGAAUCCAGGCAUAAACACGCAAUGAAUAGAAUUAGGGGUGAAGGAGGAAGAUUCCAUUCUGGCUCUGUCAAAAAAUUAAAAGAAAGAGAAGAGUUACAACCUCAACAGCAUUCACAUACUCUGUUAAGAGGGAGACUACAAGGAUUGGCUGUAGCGAAUGCUACACAUAUAGCGACAGCUGAUUUAGAACCUUCUCUGAUGAUAGAGGGAAAUGGAGUUUUACCCGACCUGGUUGAUCCUCUUGCUGUGAGUGGUGAUUGAAUGAAAAAAGAACUUACAAAAUUUUAAUAAAAUGUUUACUAUCAACAGAUGUUAUUUAUUUUACUUCUAAAAUUGACUGUACAUAGUGAAUUAAUUUAUCUUUUUUUACCGAUUUAAUUUUUUUUCCAUUUGAAGGUUAUGCGUGUAAAUAUUUUACUUUUUGAUGUAUUAAUUUUUUUUUAAAUUGUCAAAUAAAAUUUUUAUGCUUAGAUUUAAAAGAAAUUGAGACAUUAGUGUAUUAUAUAUUGAAUUUAUGUAAAUUGGUUUUUCCUAAAUAGAGGAAUGAAUCAUCCUCAAAUUUGUAUAAUAUAUUUUAGGUGAGAAUGUAAGAAAUCAAUAUAAUUUUUGUAAAUUAAA